AUGGUUUCUUCUACAGCUCAAGAAGAGUCUAACUUAUCAGAUACACAUGCAACUGAUCCUUCUCCUAUAACUCAAGAAGAGUCAAAGUCAGUAGAAACACCUGAGAUUGUUCCCUCUCCAAUAGCACAAGAGCCAGACAACGAUGUGCCGGCACCAGGAAACCAGUUUGCUGAGUUCGCAGCCGGAUGUUUCUGGGGACUAGAGCUUGCUUUCCAGAGAAUCCCUGGCAUAACCGUGACCGAGUCAGGGUACACUCAUGGAAUCUCACACAAUCCUACCUACGAGGUUGUCUGCACGAACAAAACGAACCAUGCAGAGGUUGUAAGGGUUCAGUAUGAUCCUAAUGAAUGCAGCUACGAGACACUGCUUGAUUUGUUCUGGUCUAGGCAUGAUCCCACCACCUUAAAUCGUCAGGGAGAGCUUGUGGGAGCUCAAUACCGAUCAGGGGUAUACUUCUACACAGCAGAGCAAGAGAAACUAGCACGUGAGUCUCUAGAGAAUCAGCAGAAAAAGCUUGAGAGUAAGAUUGUGACUGAGAUCUUGCCGGCAAAGAAGUUUUACAAAGCUGAAGAAUACCAUCAGCAUUACCUCGCUAAAGGUGGUAUGUAUGGCAAUGCACAGUCUCCUGCAAAGAGCUGCAAGGACCCUAUCCGCUGCUAUGGCUAA
Eruca vesicaria subsp. sativa (arugula) is the source of this 666-nucleotide messenger RNA. NCBI's taxonomy places the organism in Eukaryota, Viridiplantae, Streptophyta, Magnoliopsida, Brassicales, Brassicaceae. The record is from the annotation of a GenBank genome assembly.